This is a messenger RNA of Lotus japonicus, 1955 nucleotides long. Its product is annotated as protein DETOXIFICATION 42-like. Gene Ontology annotation, molecular function: xenobiotic transmembrane transporter activity; antiporter activity. NCBI's taxonomy places the organism in Eukaryota, Viridiplantae, Streptophyta, Magnoliopsida, Fabales, Fabaceae. Gene Ontology annotation, biological process: transmembrane transport. Gene Ontology annotation, cellular component: membrane. Bases 176 to 1666 code for a protein of 496 amino acids. The transcript is spliced from 13 exons. The record is from RefSeq and is a predicted model, not a curated record.
UUUCAACAUCACAUAACACUUAAUCAUUUGCAACUUUGCUUCAAGCCAAGGAUUAAUUUUUAUUUUGCAGUUACUAGUUUUGAGUAAACAAAUUCCACUAUUUAUGUCACAUAGAUAUAGGUUGAUGCCACAAAGUUAUUGUCAUGUGUUGAACUGUUGAACAAGCACAGGAAAGAUGCCCCUUCUGGUGUUAUUUUCUGGCAUAAGAAAUGUUCUCAAAAAGGAUGAACUAGGCCUGGAAAUAAUGCAGAUUUCAGUCCCUACCAUUCUGGCUUUAGCAGCAGAUCCUAUUGCUUCUUUGAUUGAUACUGCAUUCAUCGGCCACAUAGGUCCUGUGGAGCUUGCGGCUGUGGGAGUUUCAAUUGCUAUUUUCAAUCAAGUCUCGAAAAUUGCAAUAAUUCCACUUGUCAGUGUUACAACCUCUUUGGUUGCUGAGGAGGAUGCUACCGAUAUGUUACAAACUCAACCACCAGAAAAAGAAAUGUUGAUCAAGGUCUCUUCUGUUGAUGAGGAAAGAAAGUUGGAAGUAGAAGACAAUAUAGAGCAAGAUGAUCCCGAAUGCAGCACGUCACAAACUCAUAUUGACAGAGUAGCUAAACUGGGCCAUGACAAAAGCUAUAUUCCAUCAGCCUCAUCAGUACUUGUUAUUGGUGGUGUGCUUGGUGUCCUACAAGCUCUCUUUCUCAUUUUCGCAGCUAAUCCGAUCUUGAAUUACAUGGGCAUCCAUUCUAAUUCUCCAAUGUUAAAACCAGCGCAACAAUACUUGACGUUGAGGUCAUUUGGUGCACCAGCUGUUAUUCUUUCUAUGGCAAUGCAAGGAGUUUUUCGAGGAAUCAAAGAUACAAGAACUCCUUUGUAUGCUACAAUUGUGGGAGAUUUAGCAAAUAUCAUUUUAGAUCCAUUACUUAUAUUUGUAGUCCGGUUGGGAGUCAGUGGGGCCGCCAUUGCUCAUAUUAUCUCCCAGUACUUGAUUACCUUAAUUUUGUUCUGGUAUUUAAUGAAACAAGUUGUUCUCCUUCCGCCAAGUAUCCAAGACUGCCAAUUUGGGAAGAUUCUGAAAAAUGGGUUUCUAUUAAUGAUUAAAGUUGUAGCUGUGACAUCAUGUGUGACCUUGUCAGCAUCCCUAGCAGCAAGGCAAGGAUCAACAGUGAUGGCUGCGUUCCAAAUCUGCUUACAGAUUUGGAUGGCAACCUCUUUGCUUACUGAUGGAUUGGCUGUUGCUGGACAAGCCAUUAUUGCAAGUGCAUUUGCAAGAAGGGAUUACAGCAAGGUCAUAUCAUCUACUUCACGUGUGCUGCAGCUUGGCUUGAUUCUAGGGUUGGUACUUUCAUUCCUUCUAUUUAGCCUACUACCAUUUGCUUCUAAGUUAUUUACAAAUGACAUCAAUGUUCUGCAACUUAUCAGUAUUACUAUUCCAUAUGUAGCAGCCACUCAACCCAUCAAUGCGCUAGCAUUUGUUUUUGAUGGAGUUAACUAUGGAGCUUCAGAUUUCAUAUACUCUGCUUACUCAAUGAUUAUGGUGGCAUUGGUGAGCAUAUAUAUCUUAUAUAUGUUAUCCUCAAGCCUUGGCAUGACUGGUAUCUGGAUUGCGUUGUCUAUAUACAUGAGCCUAAGGGUGUUUGCUGGCUUUUGGAGAUAUGGAACUAUGCAUAUGACAAAGGAUUGAAAUGAUGUAGCGUUUAUGAACUUCGAUUUGCAGAAUUGGUACUGGAUCAGGACCUUGGAGCUUCCUUAAGGAUAACUUUGCAAGACCCCAAUAAAUUACACGCUACUACCUAACCAUUAUGAAUUUGGUGUUGUAGCACAGCACAAUCCACACAUAGGCUUUGAUUACACCCUUUGUAUGCACGGGCUGCUUUUUCCAAAGGGCAAUUUCCAUUUCAAAUGAUGUAUUUAUUCUAUGAAUAUGUAUGUAUAUGAUAUGAUAAUGACUUUUACACGAAUUCUUUUUGGUA